CUCUUCUCAAUCCAUAUCUUGAAAUGUCCACUUCCUCAGCAUUCUGACAGCUCAUGCUCUGCGCAGCGAAGUCGAACGAUCAACCAGCAGUACUUCGUGGCCAGUUAAUGCAAAUAUUUGACUGAUCAAGGACUACUAAGGUCAAGGCGCGUCGCUCGAAAUGCUAGCCUUAAUGUCACGCCCUGGCUUUCGUUGCCGACUUUCGUCGAAGAUAACCGUGGGGCUUCCCCGAGGACAUUCUGCAUCUUGAGUGCCUCUCGCUUGUCAAUUGGCGUUGGACGCGAUGGCGCGACGAGGUCCGGCCUCCGCUUUUGAGAGCGAGACUUUCGGCAAGGAUGCAUCUUUCAGGCUUGAACAGCCCGUCGGGUCGAUGACCAUUUCACCCAGUGGUCGAGAUGUGGCCUUAGCUUCCAAAGAGGGAUUGCAUAUUAUAGAUCUGGACUCACCUUAUUCGGUUCCCCGCUAUUUACCUCAUCGGACCCCUUGGGAGGUCGCCGAUGUACAAUGGUCCCCAUUUGCGGCGCGGGACUACUGGGUCAUCAGCACAUCCAACCAGAAGGCACUAGUCUGGAAUCUGCAGCUGCCAUCAUCGCUGAACAGCAUCGAAUUCGUCCUUCAUGGGCACACAAGAGCAAUUACCGACAUCAAUUUCUCGGCGCAUAAUCCUGAUGUCCUUGCUACUUGUGCUGUGGACAGUUUUGUGCACUGCUGGGACUUGAGAGCCCCUCUGCGACCGGUAAACUCUUUCUCGGACUGGUUUGCUGGCUCUACACAGGUCAAAUGGAGUCGCCAAGACGAACACGUUAUCGCCAGCUCUCACGACAAGUUUCUGCAUAUCUGGGAUGUCAGACAUGGCGCUUACCCAGUGCGCACAAUCCAGGCUCACGGUACCAAGAUCUAUGGCGUCGAUUGGAAUCGGCACCAUGCCAACAAGAUUGUUACCUGCUCCCUCGAUAGGACAAUCAAGUUUUGGGACUUGGAUAUCCAGGAAGACAUGCCGGAGCGAAUUAUCGAGACCCCAUUUCCCAUUUGGAGGGCCCGACACACUCCUUUUGGAUUCGGCCUGCUGGCAAUGCCUCAGCGUGGCCACGGUGAUUUGUAUCUCUAUGACCGCCGGGCACUCAAUGGAGUGCUCGAGAGUGGACCUGUGCGCCCAGUCGCGACAUUUCCUGGCCACGACGGACAGGUCAAGGAAUUCCUAUGGCGAGCACGAGGCACAGUAGACAACGGCGUUGACGACAGAGACUUCCAGCUCGUGUCUUGGGGCACCGACAGAGAGCUGAAACUUCAUGCUCUUGACCCCGAGAUCUAUGCGGACAUUGGCUACGAAAAGGGCAAGUCAAGAGUACAGCGGCUGAACUUCACGCGAAAAGGCGCCAUCUACAGAACCUUUCGUGACGAGCCAGACGACGCGGAAUCACCGAUGGAACAGACUCCUCGAAGCGAGAUGUUCUCGCGUCAUAGUCACCUCAUGCAGUUUCGUCCCCGGAAUAGCACAAGCGUAGGUAUGAACAAGGUCCCUGUGUCACAGUUUCGAGGCUGGGUGCAGGGAGGGCGUCAGGCACAAAAAUCAGGCAUGCAUGGACGGGGAAACAAUCGACAGAGUGCGGAUCCCAUUGCGUGGCUGAAGAAUGUGAAGAUAUCUUCCUGGGAUCCGGACACUCUUGCAGAAGAGAUUCGCCAUGUCGGCGAAAAGUUCAAAAAGGUGGAUUUUGAGGUCGUUGACAUCUCACAUCGUAAAGCAGUGAUGUCCCUGCAAGCUCCUUGGGGAGAGGAACAGAGUCAGGUCUUUCUUAGACUGGAGAUGCGCUUUCCCAAGCUGUAUCCUCGCAACGCUAAUGCGGUACUCACUCUGCAAAAGUCUAGAUUUGUGGAUGAAGCCACACAUAGGCAGAUCAGCACCGAACUCCAUACCAUUGCAGAGACGUACGCCUCGAGAAAGCGAGGUUGUCUUGAGGCCGUCCUGCGAUAUCUGCUACGGGAACAGAAUUUGGAGCAGAUUGUUGCAUGGGUCCUGGGAGAGUCGCUGACUGAAUCAAAAAUCUUGGAGGCGAAUACCAUCCCGGCCGAUGAAUCUAGCAGUGAUGAUGACGAUCCAUUGGUUGACGGCGCACGGGAAAGACUGGAUGCUUCAGCGAACAUCAUGGUACCACUUGCGAAAGGCUGUGGGGCCAUCUGGUCUGAGACAGGAAAGCUCGUCUGUUUCUUCCCUACCAGAUCAAAAGAACCGGUUUCCUUGUUGAGCACUCUGGGCGUGAAAGAUCUUGAAGAUUCGGAAUCAAACAGACUGUUUGAGGGCUUUGGGCGUUUGCACACAAGUUCACCUGCUCGCAAAGCGGCCAGUGGAAAUCGAACCGCCAAUGACGACUCUGACUCCGACACUUCGGAUUCGUCCUGGAAAUCAUCCGGCAGCUCAUCGUCCUCUUUCGAGACUGAGCAAAACAUCCGGGGUGUGUCAGCCUACCCUGUUGGCAUUUCUGGAAGACAGCAGCACUCGCGCUCCCCUGAUCCGUCAAAUAAUUCGACAACAGGAGGCAACAAAUUGACCGAAGUGCGUCGCACGACGACCGUGUCAAUCCACGAUUUUGAAGAUUUGAUUCCUUCUAAGCGCGAGCUAGCGCAAGAGUAUAGAAUCUUCGGCGAUGGCAAUGGCAAGGAAGUAUGCAAACACAACGCAAGUGUUGCUCGGAAGGCCUCCUUGGAGGAUUUGGCAUCUGUCUGGACUCUACUGGGCCUGGUUCUAGACGAUACUGUACCCUUGGAAGUCGUCCCUGACUUGAGCUAUACCACGACUAAUGAUAUAAAUGUAAUAGCACGAGCUGUUGCAAGGACUUCACGCAUGUCGAAUGGUGUUUGUUCAUCGGAGAGCAGACCCUACGGAAGAACGCGAUGGGGCAACCAUCCUCUGGGGUCAAUAUACCUUCUACCUGCUAUAUUCGACCAUUACGAGAGGCUUGGAGAUGUCCAGAUGCUCGCUAUGAUGUCUUGUGUUUUCGCAUCCGUUCUCAACCACGGCUCCAUACCAGGAGACCCGGCUACUGGACCAUGGAGCGACGAGCGGGAUGCUGCACUGUCGGUUGCCGACUAUUUCCCCUCCCGAGCUGUGGCUAAAGCCUCCAUCCGAGACGAAGUCGACCCUGACGGGUAUGUCUUGGUGGAUUCGGGCAAUGUGCUGCUAAGCCCGAACAUGCAGCUGAAAGCGGGAACAGUGCCACUGCAUCACCAACACAAAUUACGCCAUAGCGUUGUUCGACAUGACAGCGAACUCUCAUCUCGAGCGCAUAGUUUUGUCGACGAUUCUAGUGACAGGGGUCCUUACUCGACCACAAUUUCUCUUUCGGCAUCACCUGAAGGGAACAGGGCUGGCCAUCGAGCAAGCUCCAGCGCGGCAUAUUCUUCAGCUCGGGCGAGCUUGUCAGCUCUGACGCAGUCUUAUUCGCAGUCGCCGCCUAAUCAAAGCUCCACUACUACCAUUGCUGGAGGACUCAAGAAGUAUAGUCCAUCCGGCUCACUGGCCCCUGGCUGGGUAUCUACAGGGAUAUUUGGGGGUCAGAGCGGCAGUAGAUCUUCGCGUAUAUCUCAUCACAGCAGCGAUCGGGCCAGCCAAGAAAGCCAGAAUACGAACUUGCGGUCUUCAUUGUCUUCUGGCCCUUCACGACAGUCUCAAAGGAGCAGUGGUAAACAUUCGGUGGCUACUCGUCGCAGUCUCCACUCGACGGUGGCCAGCGACAUUACCGAACCAGUACAACUGAAAAAGCCAUCAAGGCGCAAAAAGAUCAAGGUCCAUCUGUGGAACCAGAGCCAAUUCGACCUCGACGGAUAUCCACAUACACCAUUGCUGGACCCCUCCCUAAGCAGAAAAUGUGGCGCAUACCGAGCAUGCUAUGCAAAUCUGCUUGAUGUUUGGCAGAUGUUUGUCCAGCGCGCCGAGAUACUCAAGUUCGAUACCUCAUUGGAGUCAGUGUCUGCACAGCAAGGGGGAUCAAAUUACGACCAGCAAUCUGGCAAUGGCCACUUAGGAAGAAAGAGCAUGACCUCUGCAUCUCGGGCAACGAGUCCAGGACUUCAGAUCCGUCGGUGCUGCCGCAAUUGCGGAGAGCCUCUAGGUGCAAUCGAGAAGAAUGGAAUCCCCAUUGGUUGGCAGUGCGUGAAUCAACAAUGUAAAGCAUCGGCUUCCGGCUCAGCAGCAACGCUCAAAACCCCCUGCAGAAGUGCAUGCUCGAUCUGUGUAGCUUCGAUCAAGGGCCUUGCGGUACCUUGCUUGCAGUGCGGUCAUAUGACCUGCUAUGAUUGUGCUCAGGGUUGGUUCGGCUCAGAGCGGACAAACGGCGCAAGGUCUAGAAGAUCAUCUGAAGAGGAAGAAAGCGGAAAUGCAGUAGACCUUGAAGGCAUGAGUGAUCACAGUGACGACCACACUACUUGCCCGACAGGGUGCGGGUGCACUUGUGCCAUAUUGAUAACCAUCGACGUUCCGUAUCCGCCUGUACUGGAUGGAUCCGAAUCACAGACUCUCGCCCCGCCACCGAUGAGUCGUCAGCACAGCCACAACAACACGGGACUUCAACGAUCUCCCACCGUUCUCACUAAUACUGACUAUGGUACUGACAGCGCUCUUGCUGCCUUCCUUGCGCUUACGCAGCAUCAUCAGAGAUCCAAGUCUGUAACUGCAGCCCGUGGUAAAGCCGCAUCCGUAUCAGCUCAGCAGCAUCAUGAGACGACUGCCACACACAGCCAGCCCGGGCCGGAUGCGAAUGGUACUGAGGCCCUCGAUGAUGGCAGCGACUUCGAUCAAGGGCUCAACGAAGAUGAUAAGCGUCUAAAUCCUUGGGCAGGAAGCAAGAUUGCGACACUGGGCAGAGGUAUAGGAGCGGGUCUCAGCCGUGGCCUGACCUCCAAAGCUAGUGAUGCGACAAUCAGGAAGAUCAAGAAAACUUGAGAGUCACGGAAAGCUGGAAUUUAUUAUUGCUG
This is a messenger RNA of Exophiala xenobiotica, 4968 nucleotides long. RefSeq lists its product as uncharacterized. Gene Ontology annotation, molecular function: protein binding. The transcript has a single exon. The record is from RefSeq and is a predicted model, not a curated record. The coding region runs from base 284 to 4936 and encodes 1550 amino acids. Lineage: Eukaryota; Fungi; Ascomycota; Eurotiomycetes; Chaetothyriales; Herpotrichiellaceae.